AUGUACGACCGACCGGCCGACAACGCGUUCGUUCGUUGCAGCUGUUGGAACUGCAGUGAAUCGAUCGUCGAGAAAGACGCUAGGAAAUUGCGUCUCAGUCAGAUCUUCGCCAACAACCUCAGUGAACAUCCGCUUCUUUUCGCCGUAUCUUAUGGACAACUCACUUCC
Messenger RNA from Soboliphyme baturini, 168 nucleotides. The record is from the annotation of a GenBank genome assembly. NCBI's taxonomy places the organism in Eukaryota, Metazoa, Nematoda, Enoplea, Dioctophymatida, Soboliphymatidae.